Hyaloperonospora brassicae is the source of this 1101-nucleotide messenger RNA. The record is from the annotation of a GenBank genome assembly. Lineage: Eukaryota; Oomycota; Peronosporomycetes; Peronosporales; Peronosporaceae.
AUGACACGUCGUCCUGCCGAAGUGUCGGCGGUAUGUACGUACGCGCUCGAAGCUGUCGUGACGUUGAAGCACAAGUGCAGUGGAGAGCCGCAGCGUGAGCCGCAGCGUGAAGAAGCAGAAGCAGAUGGGAAGAGGGACGUCGAGUGUUGCCGUCUGCUGGAAGACGGCGAGACGAGAACAGGUGCAGUGGAAGAGCAGCAGCAGCAACAGCAGCAGAUGGACAUUGCGGGGGCUGUGGAUGUUCAAGAGCCAGUGAGGAAACGCGUGCGGUUCAACGUGGCCGAAGUCGUGGAGUUUGAGCCCACGAUGUGGACCGCAGCGGUCUCGUCGGAAGGUGUACCGCUUGGCAUGUCGGUGGACGUCCGACGGCGGACGAAGCGGCUUGUUGAUACGUACGAGAGUGAGCGUGUCGAGCAGCGGGUCGGCCGGCAGGAGUACAUGGAGUUGGGGUACUUGGAACCUGGCGAGCGGCUGGACAUUCUCGAGAACGCUGGCCACUCGAUCUCGGUAUUGAGUCGCGUAGAGCACGACACGUUCCGUAUCAAUCGCGAGCGAUGGGAGUCGAAUGAGUACGACCUCAUGUACCAGUACGGCUUGGGCGACGUACCACUGCUGAUGAUGGAGGAAGACGAGCCGAGUAUGUUGCAGCCAGAGGAUGGGGACGACAUUAUGCUGGUGGACGACAGCAGCGACGACGACUUUUUCUUUGGCAGCAGCAGCGCUCGGAAUAUGGCUGUGGACUCGGAAGUACGCUUUGCAAUGGAGAACAUGGACGCGUACGACGCUGUCAACAUGCGAGCGUAUGACGACUUCAGCAUUGACUACGCUUCGGACUGCAUCUUGGGCGACGACGAUAGCUCGGACGAGAACAACGAGCUGCCCUACGCCAUUGACUCGUUCGAGUCGCCACACGACUGUGACUUGCUGGAGAUGGGCACAUCGCCGUCUGAUGUCUCGAAUUCGUCGGACUGCAUGCUGGCCGGCGUAAAGCCUCCCAGUUGUGCCCAGUUGUUUGCUAGUUCCACGCCCAGUGCUGGUCGACUGACCGAGUCGAGCAGUUCAGUCAUUGCAGCCGAAGCAGCUCCCGUCGUCGCGGUGUAG